ACCGCGACCGCCGCCCCCCCCCACAACAUGGCGGCCUCCUGCGUGGCUGUGCUGCUGACGUCCCUGUCUCUGCCGCUGCUGCUCCUGGUUGCGUAUAAGCGCUGGCGGCGCGGAUGCGCGGCCCGGCACGUGAUGGUCGUGGUCCUGGGCGACGUGGGCCGCAGCCCCCGCAUGCAGUACCACGCGCUGUCGUUGGCCAAGUGCGGCUUUUCCGUGACCCUGCUGGGGUUCUGCAACUCCAAACCCCACGAUGAGCUAUUGCAGAGCGACAGAAUUCAGAUUGUGAGUUUGCCAGAACUUCAGAGACUUGCAGUUGGGCCCCACAUUCUCCAAUAUGGAGUCAAAGUUGUAUUUCAGGCGGUGCACUUGCUGUGGAAGUUGAUGUGCUGGGAGCCAGCAGCCUACAUCUUUCUCCAGAACCCACCAGGCUUGCCUGCCAUUGCCAUCUGCUGGUUUGUGGGCUGCCUCUGUGGGAGCAAGCUCGUCACUGACUGGCACAACUAUGGCUACUCCAUUUUGGGUCUGGGGCACGGCCCCCGCCACUGCCUUGUGCUGCUGGCCAAGUGGUACGAGAAGAUCUGCGGACGCCUGUCCCACCUGAACUUGUGUGUGACCAACGCGAUGCGGGAAGAUCUGGCAGAGAACUGGGGUAUCAGAGCUGUGACCGUCUACGACAAGCCAGCAUCUUUCUUUAAAGAGACGCCCUUGGACCUGCAACACCAGCUCUUUGUGAAGCUGGGCCGAACCUACUCUGCAUUCAGGGCCUGCUCAGAACCCUUGGACCCGGCCUCGGAGAGGUCAGCCUUCACGGAGCAGGAUGCUCGGAGUGGGACGGUGACACGUCUUGGAGGGCGGCCAGCCCUGUUGGUCAGCAGCACGAGCUGGACAGAAGACGAGGACUUCUCCAUCUUGCUGGCUGCAUUAGAAAAGUUUGAACAGCUGAUCCUGGAUGGGGAAAGCCUUCCUUCUCUGGUCUGUGUGAUAACAGGCAAAGGUCCUCUAAAGGAGUAUUACAGCCGCCUUAUCGACCGAAAGCGUUUCCAGCACAUCCAGGUCUGUACGCCGUGGCUGGAGGCCGAGGACUACCCCCUGCUCCUAGGGUCAGCGGACCUGGGUGUGUGCCUGCACAAAUCCUCUAGUGGCCUGGACCUGCCCAUGAAGGUGGUGGACAUGUUCGGGUGCUGCCUGCCUGUGUGUGCCCUGGACUUCCAGUGUUUACAUGAACUCGUGAAACACGAGGAAAACGGCCUGGUCUUUGAGGACGCGGAGGAACUGGCGGCUCAGCUGCAGAUGCUUUUCUCAAAGUUUCCUGAUCCUGCUGGCAAACUAAACCAGUUCCGGAAGAACCUCCAGGAGUCCGAGCAGCUCCACUGGGACGAGAGCUGGAAACAGACGGUGCUCCCCUUGGUUAUGGACAUGUGACCCCCUUUGGCCAAAGACUGAAACCCCCUAAGCGUGUCCUUGUGCUGGACGUUAUGCAGAGAGAGACCCUCACGCUGACGUCCAGUCCCUGGGCAGACGCUGUAGAGCAGCGCCCCCCAGUGGACGGCAGCUGACAGGAGCGCCUGCAGAAUGAAGAUACUUUUUAAAGUAACUUCAGGAGUUUGUGGCCCAGGAAACUGGUUCAGCCUGGUUACUUCUUUGGAGGCUCUGAAUCACCUCUUUUCUUCUGUUGUGUGAGGGCCCCCCUCCUGCCCUCCGGUGUGUUACUCUACUGUUACUUGCUUGUGGCUUCUUUGACAUUUCUUCGUCCCUGUCUUUGUCUCCCGGUGUCUGCCUUCCCUAGCAUCUGCCCUGUUGGGUCCUUAUUAUUUUGAUUCUUGCCUUGAAUCACAAGGCUGCACUGGGAGAGCAUGAAGACCUGCACAAUAGGCUUGGCUUUCGGAGGGACAUGUGUCCAGGUUGGGGGAAAUCAUACUCGGUACAUUUUUAUUCCACAUUUUCCUUCCUGAUUUAUGGGAUUUGCUUGAACUACUGGCAGAAAGCACAUACUUGAACAGCUUAUAUUUUAUUAGAACACAGUUUGUGGUUCCUGAUUCUGAAUUAAUAAAUUAAGUCAUUCAAGUCCAGUGAAAGUUUUAUCAGCUUUCCCACAUAAAAAUUCUUUCCAGGAUAGUGAUUUAAUUUUCCCUUUAAUCUUCAAAAAUGUAGACUUACAGCGUCAGUUUCAGAAUGGCCAUUUCCGAGUGCUCCUCAUAGGAGAACAGUUUCUGGUCAUGCUGUGGCACUUUUUCCCAUGGGAUCCCGGCCCGGCCUGGAGACAGAGCACACGCAUCUCAGGGUGGUGGGGCUCGGGGCUAGGAGGCCACCCAAUCAGCGAGGGUGCAGGACGGACCUGGGGGUGCAUAAAUGAUGGUUCCAGGCCCCAUCUAGACACUCAGAACCAGCCUCCAGGGGUGGGAUGAGUUUUUAAGCAGUUCGUAGCAGGUUUGCCAUCUCUACCCACCGGGCCAUGCCCGGGCCUGGCAGUCACAGGCCCGUCUGGGUCCCUGUCACUUUGCACUGGUCCUCCUCCCCAUCACCAGGUACAGCUUAGGAGGAGCCAAGACGUGAGCCAUUUCUUCCUGAGCCUCCAGCCUGGCAUCUCUUCACAAAGGCUGGACACGGGUCAGAAGGGACUCAUUCAGGUCUGAAGAGCGCUUGGCAAGGACCAUUGUCAUCACUGGUUUUUAUGAAUGAGACAUUAACAUUCAUAAAAAUGAAGUGUUAGACAUAUAAGUGUAGAAGUGUUUAUAAUUCUGCCAUCCAACUACAAUAACUGUUAGUUGGUAUAUAUUCUUCUAGAUUUUCUCCCUUAUGUACAUUAAUAUGAAGAUGAUGAUUUUUAAAAAUAAAAUGGGCUUAAACUAUU
Messenger RNA from Manis pentadactyla (Chinese pangolin), 2851 nucleotides. RefSeq names its product ALG1 chitobiosyldiphosphodolichol beta-mannosyltransferase (gene ALG1). The record is from RefSeq and is a predicted model, not a curated record. The transcript has 13 exons. The coding region runs from base 28 to 1422 and encodes 464 amino acids. NCBI's taxonomy places the organism in Eukaryota, Metazoa, Chordata, Mammalia, Pholidota, Manidae. Gene Ontology annotation, cellular component: endoplasmic reticulum. Gene Ontology annotation, molecular function: mannosyltransferase activity.